Messenger RNA from Candida tropicalis MYA-3404, 2532 nucleotides. RefSeq lists its product as uncharacterized. The coding region runs from base 1 to 2532 and encodes 843 amino acids. The record is from RefSeq and is a predicted model, not a curated record. NCBI's taxonomy places the organism in Eukaryota, Fungi, Ascomycota, Pichiomycetes, Serinales, Debaryomycetaceae. The transcript has a single exon. Gene Ontology annotation, biological process: mitotic sister chromatid cohesion.
AUGGAUCCAAAUAAGAACAAGAAUGGUAAUAAUCGACCUGAUUAUGGAAAUGCUUUCAAUAUAGGGUACCAGAAUCAAUUAGCACAACAGCAAGAAUUAUAUCAACAACAAUUCCAACAACUUGAGUCACUACAACAUCAUCAACAAUUUUCAGGAAGUAGUAAUCAGUUUCCACCAAUUCUGAAUUAUCCGUAUCAUCCUCUGGUUCCUCAAAUGAUACCUCUGAUGACUCCUCCUGUGAAUAAUCCAAAUAUCUUUCAACAACCUCCAUUAAUUAUGAAUCAACAACAAGUUCAAUUUCAUCCAGAAUCAAAUUUAUUACAACUGAAUUUACUGCAACAAGAAAUUGAAUUCAAGAAUACUGAAUAUAUAAGAAUAUUUACUAAACAAGCAAGAUUAAGCGAUCAAACAGGGAAAGAAAUUUAUGAUUCUUCAUUUGAACAAACAAUGAUUGAAGAACCAACCAUGGAACAAAUUGAACCCAGAGAAGAAUCUAACAUAAAUGAAGAAUAUUAUACAAUUGAUGAAAUUAAACAAAUUCUACAAUGUGAUGAUUCAAAAUCUAUGGAUUUAAGAUUUCAAUAUUAUAUUGAAUUAGCUGAUCAUUUUAUUAAUAAAGCACAUUUAUUAGUUGGAAAAACUAUAAAUAAUGAAAUUAUGGAAAUGUAUUUUAAAAUGAUCAAAAUUUCAAUUAAAUGUUUGAAGAUACUAGAUAGAAUGAAUUUAAAUUUAUAUCAAAAAUUUAUCAUAUAUUAUAAAUUAUCAAUUAUUUAUUUAAAAGAAACUGAAAAUUUAGAAAUUUGUGAAAAUUAUCUUAAUAAAGCUAUUUCAAUUGCUCAAAAUUUAAAUGAUUUGUCCAAACUAUUCAAUUGUGAAUUAUUAAUUAUUCAAAUUAUUGAAAAAACUAAUUUUAAAUCAUUAAUAAAUUAUUUAAAUUCAAAAUUACAAUUUUAUAAAGAUAGAAAUUUGAAUGUUUUAGUUGAUUGCUUAGAGUUGAUUAAAAUUAGAUAUAAUAUGAUUCAUAAUCCUGAUAAUGCAUUAAAUUCAUUAUCUUUAUUAACUGAAAAUAGUUCAAAUGUUCAAAUUAAAACUUAUUGUUUGAUUCAAAGUGCCAAUUUACAUUUAUAUCGAUCUUCUCCUGAAAUAGGUUUAAGAUUAGCUGAACAAGCUAAUGAGUUAAUUCAGGAAAAUAAUAUUGAAUCAUUAAUCUUACCAUUGUUAUUAACAAAAUUUGUGGCAUAUAUUCAACUUAAUAAAGAUUGUAAAAAGAUAAUUGGUCAAGCAUCUAAAUUCAUGACAAGAGAUGAUAAAUCAACACUGGGACUAAAGGAUGGUAAAAUAUUACUAUCAGUGUUUGUUCCUGAGUUGAAUCAUAAUUUUGAGUUUAAUUUUGAUUGGUUAACUACAGAAGAGUUUUCAGUAAUAGCUCAUUUAUUAACUGGCGUGUCAUUAUUAAAUGAUUCAAGAAAUAAAUCCAAAAUAUGUUUUGAAAAAGCAUUAAAGAAUAUUUCUAAAAUUGAAAAAACUAAUAAAUUUACAAAUAUAACUAUAGAAAAACUUCAUGAAAAACUACAACGAUUGAAAUAUUUAAAAUUUUUAAUAAAUUAUUAUCAAACUAUAAAUAAUUUCAUUAUGAAUAAUUAUCAAGUUGAUCCAUUGAAUAAAUUCAUGCGUAUGACAGAAAAGGAGAUUACUGAUAAAGAAUAUGUCAUGUAUAAAGGAUUCUAUCCAAUGAUAUAUUAUUGUUUUGCAAUGUUUUAUCAUCAUAAUGCAGAUAUCCAAGCAGCAAAGUAUUAUUAUUUAAAAGUAAUUGAACUUCAGUCGGUUAGAUCUCAUAGCAAUGUUCAACAUUCAUUUAUACAAUUAUUACAUGGUAUUCCAUGUGAAUCUAUUGCACCAAAGGGGAAAUUUAAUGAGUUGUAUAUAUUUUCAACUUUUAAUUUGGUUAUUUUAUUGAAUUAUGAAUGUAAUAAAUUAAGAGAUCAAAUACCUGAUUAUACUAUUGAAUUGAGGAAUAAAUGUAUGAAUGAUUUAGAAGAAGCAUUUAAAAAUAAUCUGAUAAUUAAUAAUAGUUUUAAUUACAAUUUUACAUUGAAUUCAGAUAUACUUAAUGUGACAUAUAAUUUAAUAUUAAAGAUUUUAUUACAUAAGGAAACCAAUUUAGAAUUGAAAACUAAGAUGGGAGAAAUGUUAUUAUCUUCAGAUAUGAAAUCAUCAUCAUCGUCAUCAUCAUCAUUCUUCAGUAUAUUGAUGAUGUAUUUAUUAGAGUUUAAAAUUCCAGGAGAUGAAGGGGAUAAAUUAUUAGGAUAUUAUCGUGAUAAAUUAAAAUUAGAUAAUGAUACUGAAGAUAUUUGUCGAUUAUUAAUACUGAAAGUUUUCAUUAAACAUUUUAAAAUGAUUGGAGAUUAUGAUAAAGCAUCAUUAUCACAAAUGCAAUAUGAUCAAUGUAAGAAGAAAUUAAGUACAAAAUUUGAAUUUUUGAAUAAUAAUCUUGUUCCAAAAACAAACAAGAAGUUAAAUAUUCCCAAAUGA